UGCUCUCUCCCUCCAGGGCUGGACAUCCACUUCAUCCAUGUGAAGCCCCCCCAGCUGCCCUCUAGCUGCAGCCCGAAGCCCUUGCUGAUGGUGCAUGGUUGGCCCGGCUCUUUCUACGAGUUCUAUAAGAUUAUCCCAUUCCUGACUGACCCCAAGAACCAUGGCCUGAGUGAUGAGCACGUUUUUGAAGUCAUCUGCCCUUCCAUUCCUGGCUACAGCUUCUCAGAGGCAUCGUCCAAGAAGGGGUUUGAUUCAGUGGCUACUGCCAGGAUCUUUUAUAAGCUGAUGCUGCGGCUGGGCUUCCAGGAAUUCUAUAUCCAAGGUGGGGACUGGGGCUCCCUGAUCUGCACCAACAUGGCCCAGAUGGUUCCCAGACGCGUGAAAGGCCUGCACUUGAACAUGGCUUUCGUCUUAAGAAAUUUCUUCAUCCUGACCGUUCUCCUGGGACGUCGUUUUGGGGGACUUUUUGGCUACUCCAAGAGGGAUAUAGAGCUGAUGUACCCCUUCAAGGAGAAGUUUUUCUACAGCAUAAUGAGGGAGAGCGGCUACAUGCAUAUCCAGAGCACCAAGCCUGACACUGUGGGCUGUGCUCUGAAUGACUCUCCUGUGGGGCUGGCUGCCUAUAUUCUAGAGAAGUUUUCCACCUGGACGAAUUCAGAAUUCCGGAACCUGGAGGAUGGAGGCCUGGAGAGGAAGUACUCCCUGGAUGACCUGCUGACCAAUGUCAUGCUCUACUGGACAACGGGUACCAUCGUCUCCUCCCAGCGCUACUACAAGGAGAACCUGGGCCAGGGCUUGAUGGCCCAUAAGCAUGAGCGCAUGAAGGUCCACGUGCCCACCGGCUUUGCUGCCUUCCCUUCUGAGUUAUUGCAUGCGCCUGAAAAGUGGCUGAAGUUCAAGUACCCGAAACUCGUCUCCUAUUCCUUCAUGGCCUGUGGGGGUCACUUUGCAGCCUUUGAGGAGCCAGAGCUGCUUGCCCAGGACAUCCGGAAGUUUGUGUCAGCGCUGGAGUGGCAGUGAUUCCCAUCCCAUCCCAGUGCCCUCCCAGCUUUUCCUGGGGAAGGCACCCCUUUUUCUGUGGAGUUUCCCCCCAUUCCCUGCCAGUACUAGGAGCCCACACUCACCAGCC
Messenger RNA from Otolemur garnettii (small-eared galago), 1129 nucleotides. RefSeq names its product epoxide hydrolase 1 (gene EPHX1). NCBI's taxonomy places the organism in Eukaryota, Metazoa, Chordata, Mammalia, Primates, Galagidae. The annotation marks the transcript as partial. Gene Ontology annotation, molecular function: epoxide hydrolase activity. The record is from RefSeq and is a predicted model, not a curated record. Gene Ontology annotation, biological process: epoxide metabolic process; arachidonate metabolic process. The transcript is spliced from 6 exons.